GCUGCCCCUUUGGGCUUUGGCUCUGGACUGGAGCGCAGCAUCCUUCGAGGCUGCAGCCGCCACGGCUGUUGCCGUAAGCGAUCCUCCUGCCUCAGCCUCCCGAGUAGCUGGGACUCGGGACCAGCCUCCCGAGUACUGGUCAGGUGACAUUUACCAUCACCGUUUUCUUCUUCUUUCAUCAUCAUCAUCACCAUUGCCACUACCACCACCUCCAAGGCCACUACCAUCACAGCAUCUCUGUUCCUCCAUCAGAGCUCUUCAAGUUCUGUAAAGGCAGAUUCUCUAAAGGCAUACAUAAAAUUGGUGGAGCUGUUCCCAGAGGAAGAGGAAUGGGGACAGACUGGAACUUGAUGUGAUGAUGGCCUGGUGGCAUCACGUUUUUCACAUCUCCGCAUCUGGACCCUGCCCAAGCGAAGGCUGAUCUAGGCAGUCUCAUUGCUGGAGAUGACUGUCAGCUGCUUUCUCUGCAUAGCCACCAUCACAUGCCUCACCACUGGAGCCUGGGAAGCCUGACCACAAACCGGCAUCUCCAAGGCAUGAAUAAUUAGGUAGGCAUAAUGGAAGGCACUCAUUGUACCCUCCAAUUGCAUAAGCCCAUUACGGAACUCUGCUACAUCAGCUUCUAUCUUCCAAAGGGGGAAGUCAGAGGAUUUUCAUACAAGGGCACUGUAACUCUAGACAGAUCCAAUAAAGGUUUUCAUAACUGCUACCAAGUCAGGGAGGAGUCAGACAUCAUCAGCCUCAGCCAGGAGCCGGACGAACAUCCAGGCGACAUAUUUUUCAAGCAGACUCCCACGAAAGACAUUCUAACUGAGCUGUACAAACUCACAACAGAGAGGGAGAGACUGCUAACCAAUCUCCUGAGCUCAGACCACAUCCUGGGGAUCACGAUGGGGAACCAGGAGGGGAAGCUGCAAGAGCUGUCCGUGAGCCUGGCCCCCGAGGAUGACUGUUUCCAGGGUGCUGGUGACUGGCAGGGAGAGCUCCCCAUGGGCCCUCUCAAUAAGAGGAGCACCCACGGGAACAAAAAGCCUCGGAGGUCUGGUGGAAAGAGAGAGAGCUUUGGGGCCCUCCCACAGAAGAGGACCAAAAGAAAAGGGCGUGGAGGCCGAGAAUCAGCUCCUCUGAUGGGCAAGGACAAGAUCUGUUCCAGCCACUCCCUUCCUCUUUCUAGAACAAGGCCUAACCUUUGGGUACUAGAAGAGAAAGGAAAUCUGCUCCCGAAUGGGGCACUUGCCUCCUCCCUGCAGAGGAGAGAGAGCUGCCCCCCAGAUAUUCCCAAGACGCCAGACACAGACCUUGGCUUUGGGAGCUUUGAGACGGCUUUCAAGGACACUGGGCUUGGAAGAGAAGUGCUGCUCCCUGACUGCAGCUCCACAGAGGCAGGAGGGGAUGGCAUUCGGAGGCCGCCGAGCGGGCUGGAGCAUCAGCAAACAGGUUUGUCUGAAAGUCACCAGGACCCUGAGAAGCAUCCAGAGGCAGAAAAGGAUGAGAUGGAGAAGCCGGCUAAGCGGACUUGCAAGCAGAAACCUGUCUCCAAAGUGGUGGCCAAAGUUCAGGACCUGUCCUCCCAGGUACAAAGAGUAGUUAAAACGCAUUCUAAGGGUAAGGAGACGAUUGCCAUUCGCCCAGCAGCCCACGCUGAGUUUGUACCCAAAGCCGACUUGCUCACCCUCCCGGGAGCUGAGGCUGGGGCUCAUGGUUCCAGGCGGCAGGGCAAGGAGCGGCAAGGGGAUGGGUCAUCGCAGUCGCCAGCCGGGGAAACAGCCUCCUUUUCUAGUGUGUCGGCCAGUGCCGAGGGGGCCGUGAACAAGGUCCUCCUGAAGGUGAUAGAGAGUGAGAAGUUAGAUGAAGCCCCUGAGGGGAAAAGACUGGGCUUCCCUGUCCACACGAGUGUCCCCCACACUCGCCCAGAAACGAGAAACAAGAGGAGAGCCGGGUUGCCCCUUGGUGGCCACAAGUCCUUGUUUCUGGAUCUGCCCCACAAAGUAGGUCCUGACUCCUCACAACCCAGAGGUGAUAAGAAGAAGCCAUCCCCACCAGCACCGGCAGCUCUUGGCAAGGUGUUUAAUAAUUCAGCCUCGCAGUCCAGCACACACAAACGGACGUCACCUGUUCCCUCGCCUCUGUCUCCAAGGCUCCCCAGCCCUCAGCAGCAUCACAGGAUCCUCCGGCUCCCUGCACUGCCUGGUGAGAGGGAAGCUGCUCUUAAUGACUCUCCUGGUAGAAAGAGCCGUGUCUUCUCUGGGUGCGUCUCUGCUGACACCUUGGAGCCACCAUCCUCUGCAAAGGUCACGGAGACCAAAGGAGCCAGCCCGGCCUUCCUCAGAGCAGGCCAACCUCGGUUGGUGCCUGGGGAAACUUUGGAAAAGAGCUUGGGGCCAGGGAAGACCACAGCUGAGCCCCAGCACCAGUCACCUCCAGGUAUCUCCUCUGAGGGCUUUCCCUGGGACAGCUUCAGUGAGCAGACACCUAAAGACCUUCCCAACAGAGAUGGAGGCGCGUGGGUUCUGGGCUACAGAGCGGGACCAGCCUGUCCAUUUUUGCUUCAUGAGGAAAGGGAGAAGUCAAACAGGAGUGAAUUGUACUUGGAUCUCCAUCCUGACCACAGCCCGACUGAGCAGGAUGAUAGGACUCCUGGCAGACUUCAAGCUGUCUGGCCACCCCCAAAGACAAAAGACACAGAAGAAAAAGUGGGACUGAAGUACACUGAAGCAGAAUACCAAGCUGCUAUUUUACACUUGAAGAGGGAGCACAAAGAAGAAAUUGAAAACCUGCAGGCCCAGUUUGAACUUCGGGCAUUUCAUAUCCGGGGCGAGCAUGCAAUGAUAACAGCGAGACUAGAAGAAACCAUUGAAAAUCUGAAACACGAGCUAGAACACAGAUGGCGAGGGGGUUGUGAAGAGAGGAAAGAUGUGUGCCUUUCCACCGAUGAUGACUGCCCUCCAAAGACCUUCAGAAAUGUGUGCAUCCAGACAGACAGAGAGACCUUCCUCAAGCCCUGUGAAGGUGAAAGCAAGACAACCAGAAGUAAUCAAUUAGUACCCAAAAAGCUGAAUAUCUCCUCUUUAAGCCAGCUCUCACCCCCAAAUGACCACAAAGACAUCCAUGCAGCACUCCAGCCAAUGGAAGGCAUGGCAUCAAAUCAGCAGAAGGCAUUGCCUCCGCCUCCUGCACCGCCCUUGCCAGCAUCCAUCCCUCCCCCUCCGCCCCUCCCCCCAGGACUUGGAUCUUUGUCUCCUGCACCUCCAAUGCCACCUUUGAGUGCUGGGCCACCACCACCACCUCCGCCGCCUCCUCCACCGCCACCUCUACCUCCACCUCUACCUCCACCUUCAAGUGCUGGACCUCCACCACCCCCACCCCCACCCCCACUUCCUAACUCCCCUGCCCCACCCAACCCUGGAGGGCCUCCUCCUGCUCCACCACCCCCAGGACUUGCACCCCCACCUCCCCCUGGACUCUUCUUUGGACUUGGCUCUUCUUCCAGUCAAUGUCCUCGAAAACCAGCCAUCGAGCCCAGUUGUCCCAUGAAGCCUUUAUAUUGGACUAGGAUACAAAUAAGUGAUAGGAGCCAAAAUGCUACACCAACCUUAUGGGACUCCUUAGAAGAACCUGACAUUCGGGACCCCAGUGAAUUUGAGUAUUUAUUCUCCAAAGACACAACUCAACAGAAGAAAAAACCUCUGUCAGAGACUUAUGAGAAAAAAAACAAGGUCAAAAAGAUCAUCAAAUUGUUGGAUGGAAAGCGAUCUCAAACUGUGGGAAUCUUGAUAUCUAGUUUACAUUUAGAAAUGAAGGAUAUCCAACAGGCCAUUUUCAAUGUGGAUGACUCCGUGGUUGAUCUGGAGACCCUGGCAGCCUUAUAUGAAAACAGAGCCCAAGAGGAUGAGCUGGUUAAAAUAAGACAGUAUUACAAGACAUCCAAAGAAGAAGAACUGAAGCUGCUGGAUAAACCUGAGCAAUUUUUACAUGAGUUAGCCCAGAUUCCUAAUUUUGCUGAACGUGCCCAGUGCAUAAUCUUCAGAUCGGUCUUUUCUGAGGGUAUCACCUCCUUGCACAGAAAGGUAGAGAUCAUCACGCGAGCUUCUAAGGGCUUGCUGCACAUGAAGAGUGUGAAGGAUAUUUUAGCUCUCAUCUUGGCUUUUGGAAAUUAUAUGAAUGGAGGAAAUAGGACUCGGGGACAAGCCGAUGGAUAUAGCUUAGAAAUUCUGCCCAAACUCAAGGAUGUCAAAAGUCGGGAUAAUGGGAUUAAUCUGGUGGACUACGUUGUUAAGUAUUACCUGCGUUACUAUGAUCAGGAAGCUGGAACCGAAAAGAGUGUUUUCCCCUUGCCGGAACCACAGGAUUUCUUCCUGGCCUCCCAAGUCAAGUUUGAAGACCUCAUAAAAGAUUUGAGAAAACUGAAGAGGCAACUAGAAGCAAGUGAGAAACAGAUGGUGGUGGUGUGCAAGGAGUCCCCAAAGGAGUAUCUCCAGCCUUUCAAGGACAAACUAGAGGAGUUCUUCCAAAAAGCCAAAAAAGAGCAUAAGAUGGAAGAAAGUCACUUGGAGAAUGCACAGAAAAGUUUUGAAACAACAGUAGGAUAUUUUGGGAUGAAGCCAAAGUCUGGUGAGAAGGAGAUCACACCCAGCUACGUGUUUAUGGUGUGGUAUGAGUUCUGCAGUGACUUCAAGACAAUUUGGAAACGGGAGAGUAAAAACAUAUCUAAAGAAAGAUUGAAAAUGGCUCAGGAAUCAGUCAGCAAGUUGACUUCAGAGAAGAAAGUGGAGACAAAGAAAAUCAAUCCCACUGCUAGCCUGAAAGAAAGACUGCGUCAGAAGGAAGCCAGUGUGACCACUAACUAAGAUGAAGACACAUGGAAAUGAUGGCACUGGAGAUGGAGGACCUUGCACGCAUACUCUUUGUGACCACAGGGUUGCAGGACGUUCUUGAAAGAUGUGUCACUAAAUGUUUGUUUUUGCUCAUCUCUUUCUGAGGUCAUCUGCAGAGAGUGCCCCAUGCCUUCUUUAAGAAGUCCCUCAUUAAGCCGCAGGAACAAUGGAAAACUAUUUAAGGGAACAUUGCAGAAAUAUUUGAUGACUGUUUCUUGUCGAAGCCCAAAGUCCACUCCAAGAGCAGAAGAAAUACCAAAAUGUUUCCAAAAUUUUUUUAAAAGCUGAUAUUUCCAGCUUUAUAACCAAAGCUUGAUAUAUGUCACAUUGUCACAGAAGAGAGAAAGGAUCAUUGAGGACAGUUGCCUUGGGAGAGUUCAAGUCUUUGUCUUUACACACUGCUGUUUUGAUUAUUGGUCUUAGUUUUGAUCCUGUUGCAGCAAAAUCCUGCAGCAUCUUUCUCUCCAAUAAUGUUGCAACUCACCAAAACUAUUCUUGAAGAGGUCCAAGAACAUGUAUUAUCCAGACUAGAAAAAUUAUUUUUUGUUGUUAUGGUUUAUGUGAUGAAAAGGAGAAAAAACAGAAUCGUACCUGGGUGGAGAGAGGGAGACAAAUAGCCAUAAACUUCAUCCUGGAGAACAAGUUACCAUGCAAGGAGUUGACAUCAGUUGUUAAGUGAGGCCCAUUCUUGUUUUUACAUCGGUCCUUUGUGGUUUUUCUGGGCCAGCAGAGAUUCUGCACCCCAACUCCCAGGAGAAAAUGUAAUACCUGAGCAAGCACAGCCUUGGGUGUGCUUGGACAAGAGACCCAGCGGCAGAGCACCUUUUACAUUUUGGACCGUUCGUGAAUGGGCAAUGUUGUGUUGAUACGCAGCUGAGUUCUACGUUAUGUGCUGUGACUGUGCAGCUGGACGACCCCCAUCCCCAGGAGGCAGUUUCCAGACAGGAGAGCAAAUGCAACUCACAGCCCCUGCUCAUGACCUUGGCUGAUAGGCAUGUGAAGUAGGAUGAAGCAGGACUCUUUAAUGUCAAAAAAACUGAAGGGCAGAAAAAAGGUUCCUUACAUCAAAAUGAAAGUAAUUACAUUAAUAGAAAACUUCCAAGUGGAAUAUUGUUCAUAGGCAGCUCUUUUCUGACCCUGGCUCUUGAGUCACGUAAGGAAACCACCUUUGACCUCUCUGACACUUUUGUCUUUAAGCCACCUCUCUGAAUUUAUCUUGUGAGGGGUGAAGAAAGAGGACUGGAGAUGAAUGGACAAUAUAAUCAAAGACUCAUUUUUAGGCCUUGAAGAGGCCGAGCUUUCUCCCCCAAUUGGUGGAGGACAGUCCAGAGAUGAGCAGAAAUCUUAAAUUCCUUCCUGAUCCAGCCUCCACAUGUGGCCUGCCCCUUGCCCCAGCAUCUUUCCAGAACCCUUGGACUUGCCAGGUGCCUGAGCAUCUUCCCAGGAUAUGCCUGCCAGCCAGCAGCCCCUCAGGAAUGCUUCUAUAAUAGAUCCAGUAAUGAAAGCAGCACCAUAUCCUAAUCUAAUGUCAGCUUCGAGAAUGAAGACUGCAGUCAGGAUCAAAUCAAGUCACAGAAGCCAUAUUCAUGCAGGUGCUAACCGCCUUUUCUACUGGUGCAACUGAAAGGAAUAUGGUAACAUGGUUGGAUUUUUAAAAUUCAAAAUGAAGGAACGAGACAAGCAAAACAGAAAAGCCGAGAAGGAACAUGCAUGACUAAAAAGGCUUGAAGUUGCUUGUGAGCAAGAAGCUUUUUAUGCUGCUUUCUUACAUAGUUUCUCUUCAUUUUCACUUAACUCUGAAGACAACCAAAAGAACGGAUCAAUUAAAAACUAAUUCCACUUACAA
Molecule: messenger RNA, 6720 nt
Organism: Gorilla gorilla gorilla (western lowland gorilla)
Lineage: Eukaryota; Metazoa; Chordata; Mammalia; Primates; Hominidae
Gene: FMN1
Product: formin 1
Exons: 22
Coding region: 558-4847 (1429 amino acids)
Biological process (GO): cortical actin cytoskeleton organization; actin nucleation
Cellular component (GO): cytoskeleton; actin filament; cytoplasm
Molecular function (GO): actin filament binding; microtubule binding
Source: RefSeq, a predicted model, not a curated record